AUGUGUCUCGGCUAUGCAGUGCAUAUAUCUGCUCGAAACACAUAUAUAGCUUCAUUCAGAGAUUUGGACUAUCAACAGGACUUCACAGGAACGAAUUCUGCAAGCAGCAUUCAGUCUCUAACAUUUACUGAAUCGCUUCGGAGCAAUACACAGCCAGAAGCGAAUAUGGCCUCGAAGAUACACUUCCAAAAAUCAAUUGAGUGUAGUCAACCCGCAAUGCUCAACCAACAAGAGUUGGACCAUGCGAUGGAAGCAUUCAACGGAGCAAAUUUGUCCGAAACGCCUGAAAAUUUCGUUGUGGUUAACGAAACAUUCAAAAAAACAUCAAAUGCAGUGGAUGAAGCAGGAGCGUGCGAUUCAGCAGAUACGUGCGAACCCAGCAAAACGUGUGAUAGUUUAAAUACGCUUACUACCUCAGACUGCUGUGAUACAUCAGGCAUCGGUACAGCCUCAGACAUAAGCGAAUGGUUAGACAAUCAAAGUAACUUGAAUGCAUCCGAGCAAUUAGAUGUCUGCAAUGGUUCAAACAAAGAAGNAGAACCGCAAAACAGCAAUUCGCAAAUACCGAAGCUGCCAGAACGUGAAAUCAUGAAUGUCAAAGAGAAAAUAUCGCAUGGCAUCGAUAUUAAAAUGCUUUCGAGUAUUCGACAAACGACGGCAUCUCAAAGUAUUAUGCAGAAAAAUAGGGUGAUCGACAGUGACAAGAACAAGAACGUUGGAGCACCGAGAUCAGGAAAAGGUUCAGAAAAGUGUAUUACGACACCGUUGACGGAAUUCAGUUCGAGCACUGUUCCAGUAACCACAACUGAGACAAAUUCAUCAAAAACGGAUGUUAACAGAAAGAAUCCGUCGUGCAUAUGUGAUAGACCAAUCUGCCAUGUGCUCUGCUUGGGAUGUCGAAAGUACUUUCAAGGGCAUGCGGUGCGCACAUGCCCUGAUCAUCCGAGACGUAUCAACCUCAUGGAUAUCGCCGUUUGCCCGAACAUCAACUGUCGUGGCACGGAAUUGCAGGAACGAUCCUCAACACCAUCACCUGUUCAGGAUAUGGAGAAUGAAUCGAACUUGGAGAAAGUGACGAAUGAGGAGGAACAACGAUAUCAACAAGAUGCUAAAAUGGGGAAGUUGGCGUAA
Anisakis simplex (herring worm) is the source of this 1131-nucleotide messenger RNA. Lineage: Eukaryota; Metazoa; Nematoda; Chromadorea; Rhabditida; Anisakidae. The record is from the annotation of a GenBank genome assembly.